Molecule: messenger RNA, 630 nt
Organism: Saitoella complicata NRRL Y-17804
Lineage: Eukaryota; Fungi; Ascomycota; Saitoellomycetes; Saitoellales; Saitoellaceae
Exons: 5
Coding region: 1-630 (209 amino acids)
Biological process (GO): nucleocytoplasmic transport
Cellular component (GO): cytoplasm; nuclear pore
Molecular function (GO): GTPase activator activity
Source: RefSeq, a predicted model, not a curated record
AUGUCUGCUUCUGAAUCUACGACCCCUUCCUUCGCUUCUCUCGCCGCUGAGGCUGAGAAGAAGAACCAGGAGACUUCUGCCUUGUCUACCUCCGCCAACGCUGAGCCCGUUGCUGCUGAGAAGAAGGAGGAGACCAAGAGCAUCUUCGGUGCUCCCGCUGAGAAGAAGGAGGAGAAGAAGGAGGGUGAGGAUGAGGCCCCUGAGUCCCCUGAGGUGCACUUCGAGCCUGUCAUCAAGCUUGACGCUGUUGAGGUCAAGACCAACGAGGAGCAGGAGGAGGUUGUCUUCAAGAUGCGCGCUAAGCUCUUCCGAUUCGACAAGGAGAACAACGAGUGGAAGGAGCGUGGUACCGGUGACGUCCGUUUCUUGAAGCACAAGGAGAACAACAAGGUCCGUUUGGUCAUGAGACGGGACAAGACCCUCAAGGUCUGCGCCAACCACUACAUUACUGAGGAGAUUAAGUUGACUCCCAACAUCGGCUCCGACCGUUCUUGGGUGUACACCGUCACUGCUGAUGUUUCUGAGGGAGAAGCUACUGCUGAGACUUUGGCCAUCCGUUUCGCUAACGCUGACAACGCCAACCUUUUCAAGGACGAGUUCACCAAGGCCCAGGAUGCCAACAAGAAGUAA